AUGACAACACGACCUAAUACAGUUUCAAUGAAUCCAUCAUAUAUACAACAUCCACGACAUAAAUUAAAAAAAUCAACACGACAUCCAGAUUGUGUAACACCUAUUCGAAUUGAUAUACGUCGAUCUGAAACGACAUUAUCACCUAAUGAUGAACUUGAAUGUCGUCAAAUCUAUGAAAAAUUACAACGAUUACAACCAAAUGGUGUUUGUGUUGAUCUUAAUACAUUACGUCGUGCACUUUUUCCACCGAUUUCACUUCCAAAAAAUACAAGCGAUCAACUAUUAACAUUCAAAACUUAUCGUCAACGUACCAAUGAAAUGCCACAUAUACGAACAUAUGAUCUUCCGAAACAAACAAAAGUAAAUAAAAUAGAUUAUAUGAAUAUUGAUCGAAUUAUUAAUCAAGUUAAAAAACAUGCAGCAAUUAAUUAUAGUUAUUAUACACGAACUAAAUAA
Rotaria sordida is the source of this 456-nucleotide messenger RNA. NCBI's taxonomy places the organism in Eukaryota, Metazoa, Rotifera, Eurotatoria, Philodinida, Philodinidae. The record is from the annotation of a GenBank genome assembly.